Messenger RNA from Styela clava, 2092 nucleotides. Its product is annotated as bile acid-sensitive ion channel-like. NCBI's taxonomy places the organism in Eukaryota, Metazoa, Chordata, Ascidiacea, Stolidobranchia, Styelidae. Gene Ontology annotation, molecular function: ligand-gated sodium channel activity. Gene Ontology annotation, biological process: sodium ion transmembrane transport. Gene Ontology annotation, cellular component: plasma membrane. The record is from RefSeq and is a predicted model, not a curated record.
CGUGAAUUGUUUAAUUUACUCAAUCAAUUGGUAACAAACUUGAGCGGGCCACAAUUGCAGACACAUGUCUUCUUGUUGCUACGGGACGAAAACCAGAGUAAUAGCAGUGACAGAACAAAGGCAAGAUGAACUAUCCUCUGAGAGUGAUUGGAAUGGAAUUAACAAAGAAUUCGCUACAUCCACGUCAUGCCACGGAGUGCAGUAUUGGUACACAAGUAAAUGGAGAUGCUUGAAAGUUUUCUGGAUAUUUCUGGUUCUUGGUUUUGUUGGCGUUUUAUCUUACCAAAUCACUCUAAGAAUCCAAACGUAUUUUUUAUAUGAAACAAGCACAGAUAUUUCUGAACAAUUCGUUUCGUAUUUGGAUUUUCCGGCUGUUACAGUAUGCAAUUUCAACAGAUAUUUUCUCAACGCAACAACAAGUGAGCUGACAGGUAUCUAUGCCAUAAAUCAGUUGUCAACAUCAUCAGCUUUAGCAUUUGCAUCCGAAAAUAAUGACAAAAGAACGCAUGACGCACUCUCUAAUCUGGGACCUGAUUUUAAUGUUACAGAAUAUAGUUAUCGGUAUGGAUUUUCGUUGAAUUCGACGGUCAUGCCACGUUGCACGUUCAAAACUGAACAUUGCUCUGAGAGUGACUUCACUCCAAUCAUUACGUCUUUGGGGAGAUGCCACACGUUUAAUGAAGGAAAUAUAAGUCGCACCCAAAAUAUACCUGGAUCAGGACAUGGACUAAGUAUGAUCAUCGACGUGCAACAAUACCUUUAUACAGAGGAGCCUUUAGCUGGAAUCGACGAAGCGGGAAUUAAAGUUCAGGUUCAUCCUCCAUAUGAAGAACCUGACGUCGAAACGUACGGUGUUGCUGUGCCUGUCGGGCAAAAAGCAUUCAUAGAGAUUACGCGUGUGGACAACGGGCUGAUGUACGAACCAUGGGGAAGGUGCGACCCUUCAAAGGAGUCUUUAAACUACUUCUCGACGUACACUUUGAACAAUUGCCUAAAUGAGUGUUACACAAAUGCAGUUGUUGAUCAGUGUGGAUGUAGACUGCAUACACAGUAUUGGGAUACAGAACAUGACGAAUGUACGACAUUGCAAUUAUUUGAAUGUGCUGCGGAACAUCUUGUCGCAGUAAAACAAAACUAUUCUGCAAGCGACUGUAACUGUACUAUUCCAUGCACAUUCACUGACUAUGAGUUGACUGUCGCGUAUGCUACAUUUCCAGGAUACACAACAAGAAAUUACCUUGUGGAAACGAUAAGGGAUGUUGACGAAGAAUAUAUAAAAGAGAACAUGGUGAAACUUGAAGUAUAUUUCAGUCGUAUGAGUUAUCGUACUUUCAAACAGUCAAAGAAAGUUGAUGAAUCUGGACUGCUUAGUGAUGUCGGUAGGUGGACAGCUUGGAUUGUGGUCUGGAAUGAGUUUUGUUACUUUAGCGGAAUUUGUUCAGUUCUUCUUUCUCAAAGGAUACUUUGCGAAAUCACGAAUACAGAACAGAAAACGAAAGAGGAGAAAAAGGACCCAAAACACCAAUGGAGCCACUAUACACGCUUGAUAGUUAUCGACGGUGUUGUAAUAAUUACUCGCCUAGUCCUGUCUAGUUUGUUAAAAUAAAAACUCCUGAAAACGGCCUAUGGGUCUCAUAAAUGAACUUGAAUCAAUCCAUUGUUUUUAUAUCAAUAAAUAUUAUCUUUUUUGUUUUAAAAUUAAACUUGCAAGCAUAGUGUAUGAUGUUAUAAGAAAGAUGUAGACACGACCGUACACCGUGCGAACCUCUUACACAAGCGAGAACCACAUCGAACAUACCCAAUGAAGAGCGACAAAAUCAAUUACAUAUUAUAUAGCCUAUAUAUAAUAUGGCGAAUGUCACAAAUUUAUUUAAAAUCUUAUGUACCAGAGAUGCCGCAUCACUGACUUCUGUCUCAAUAAUGACCGGCAUGAUGCCCAGUAAAGUACAAAAAAUUGUGAAAAGGCCGGUCUUAACUCAAUCUAAGAAUAUGUGAAUUACUUUAAUCAUUUGAUAUUUCAAAUUCAUUUACCAAAUUUAUUUCUUGCCAUUGUUGUAAACUGCUUGUCUGAGGAAGUCUGACUCCGGUCGGA